Ostertagia ostertagi is the source of this 261-nucleotide messenger RNA. NCBI's taxonomy places the organism in Eukaryota, Metazoa, Nematoda, Chromadorea, Rhabditida, Trichostrongylidae. The record is from the annotation of a GenBank genome assembly.
AUGAACUGGGCGGAAAGACGCCAAGACCAAAAAGGAAAUCCUUUUGGAGUGAAAGGACCUAAUGCAGGAUGGCCAUACGGCAACCAGCAAGGACAGCAACCGUUUGGAAGACAAGGACCUGACAUGGGAGGACCGUUCGGAAUGCCAGGACCUAACAUGGGAGGACCGUUCGGAAUGCCAGGACCUCACAUGGGAGGACCGUUCGGAAUGCCAGGACCUAACAUGGGAGGACCAUUUGGCGGAAAGGUUUCGCAGCAAUAA